CCAUGUGUGUAUUUUCCACAGAGUGAUCCAGAGACCUUGUUGAAGUGUCUGACAAUGUGUGCCGAGUUGUUCAAGCAAAUUAACAUCAAGAGAGGAAUCUGCCCUACCAUGAAUGCUCUGAUAGAAUCACUGAUUCUGCCAAGUGUGUCCAACCCUAACCCUGCUGUGCGCAACAUGGCUGUCAUCUGUUUGGGAACGGCUGCUCUCCACAGUAAAGACCUUGCCAACACACACCUUGUGCUGCUCUUGCAGAUAACACAACUAGAUGAGCCUAAAAUCAGGAUCAGUGCCCUCCGAGCUCUCAUUGACCAGCUUCUGCUCAAUGGCCUCAACAUCUUGUCAAACAAGUCUGCUCCUAUCUCACAAGCACCUGACUCACCAGACAGUAAUGGACAGCCUGAACAGCAAACUGAGGAGGAGAGUACAGUCCAAAGCAUUCUGAAGAUGCUCUCAGAAUUCCUUGAUAGUGAGAUCUGUGAGCUCCGCACGGAGACAGCAGAGGGUCUGGCCAAGUUGAUGUACUGUGGGAGAAUUCUAAGCCCAAAGCUGCUGUCCCGUCUGGUUCUGCUGUGGUACAAUCCUGUAACGGAGGAUGACCAAAGACUGCGCCAUUGCCUGGGGGUAUUCUUACAGCUGUAUGCACGGGCCAGCAGAACAAAUCAAGAAUGUGUGGAGGAGAGUUUCCUACCAACUAUGAGAACUCUUUUCAAUGCUCCGGUGACAUCUCCAUUGUCUGAGGUAGACGCAUCCAAUGUGGCUGAACUGUUUGUUGAACUAACACGACCCAGUGCUCUUGUGCAACCUGCUGCUGUACAGGCUGUGUCUGUGCAUGACUCUCUGGCAGUGCGUAUUUGUAAUGAAAUCUUGAGGGACAUUUCUGCUCCUGAGGUGCGUCUGUACUGUAAAACUCUCAGCUGGCUGGAGAUUAACACUGAACCUGGCCCUGCUAACAGUGAAUUGCAACUCCUUUUAAAAGAUAUUUUACAGGAAGUGAAAGAUAAGUACUGUACAAGGGUUAUUGAGAAGCUUUGUAACCAGCUAAAUGGAGAUCGUUGUUCCAAAUCAGGCAGUAAUCAGGACACAACUUUGCUUACCUUGGAUGAAAACACUGCAGAGCUGACCAAAGAGGAGAUCAAACCUAAACGUGCAAAAAGAGGCCAGAAAAAAGCUUCCACUGCAAAGAAUGGGAAGUUAGCUAGUAAAGCAGAAUUGUCCUCUGAUGAAGGUGAUGAAGAAAAUGUUCCUGAAGCGCCUCCAUCAGUGCGACCAAGUCGCCGAGCCAAGAUUGCUGCUUUGGAUAAAACGAAGCAGGAUCUGACUGCCCUUAUGAACCAGGAGGCCAAUGGUUCAUAAGUGAAGGACUUAAGGUCCGCUUUUGGCCCUUUACAUCCUACAGUUUCUUCCGAUUUACCUAAGAAAAUAUAUACUGCAAAAUUUUAAUACAAUGAGACUAGUGUAACCGUUUAUACUAUUUACAGUUUUGAACCUGGAAUGAGGUCUUGAUUGUCAAAAUGAAUGUCAUACUUCUCAAGAGGUUGUCUUUGGGUAGGAGUCAUCUUAACAUUCAUUUACUUGCUCAAGGUGCACACUGUUGGUGUAAGAGUGUUUAAGUGUAAGAGCUAUUGAGCCAAACUGUUAACUUUUUAUAGUUCACUAUUUUAAGGUAACUGAUCCUAUGAUACUAUAAACAGUUGGUGUAUGUUAAUAAUGGCUAAUAUUUGAAAGAAAAAGUUGCUUUCCUUUGUAUGCAUUUUAGUCUGAAUAAAAAUGUUUAAGCCAUGUAACACAAUUACUCAAAA
This is a messenger RNA of Carassius gibelio (silver crucian carp), 1799 nucleotides long. Its product is annotated as condensin complex subunit 3-like. Lineage: Eukaryota; Metazoa; Chordata; Actinopteri; Cypriniformes; Cyprinidae. The transcript is spliced from 10 exons. Bases 55 to 1353 code for a protein of 432 amino acids. Gene Ontology annotation, cellular component: cytoplasm; condensin complex; condensed chromosome. The record is from RefSeq and is a predicted model, not a curated record. Gene Ontology annotation, biological process: mitotic chromosome condensation.